Molecule: messenger RNA, 5664 nt
Organism: Trametes versicolor FP-101664 SS1
Lineage: Eukaryota; Fungi; Basidiomycota; Agaricomycetes; Polyporales; Polyporaceae
Exons: 5
Coding region: 96-5318 (1740 amino acids)
Biological process (GO): regulation of ARF protein signal transduction
Molecular function (GO): guanyl-nucleotide exchange factor activity
Source: RefSeq, a predicted model, not a curated record
GCAAUCUUUAUGUCUUGCUCGCUCCCGGGCAAGCUAAUCUACCCAAGACUCCGAGGUGCAUUCGAGUCCCAUUCAGCACCUGAGCCAGAACUUCAAUGGAAUCCUCAACCGCCGCAGAGCAGCGCGCGACAGCUGUCGCAAAGCUGAAACGCGCAGCAUCCCUCCCGCGCAUGAAGGAUGGGCGGAGGCCGCCCAUGCACGUCGAAGCCGUCAGUGAGGGCGAGAGGUCACAGAGCGGGGAGCGAAUGGAGGACGAAGAGCAGAACGGGAUUGCGGAAACGAAUGGGUACGCAAACGACACACAUGUUGAACCCACUCCGUCACCGGAGGAGGAGGCGGCGGCCGAGGCGGAUGAGGAAGAUGCGGAUAUGGACACGCAACACCACAGCGACCCAAGGGCAGACAGCGAGGGCCGAGAAGCUGUCUCUAACGGCCACGCUAUCGUCGAGGAUGCCGUCAAAUCUCAGGCACCCACAGACGGAACACCCACACGCAAACGCCGCUCAAGAUCUCGGACGCGCUCGCGGGGCUCCCGCGACAUGAAGGGCAAAGCGAAACAGGCCGCUCAAGCAGGUUCCGCGAGUCAGACAAACGAGUCCUCCGCCGACGAGUACUACGCAUCUGCGCUUAGCGAGGAUCCGCCACCGUCGCCACCACCACCACUCGUCUCCCCCAUCCCAUAUCACAUUCCUGCUUUCGCCGCGUCGCAAUUCCUUCGCUCCCCUAUAUCACCCACGCCGCUACGCUACCCUGGUACUACGCCGUCUACACCCCUUCCGACCCUUGAUGAUAUCCAGAGAAGUGUUGGGGCGGGUCUCUUCCGGUCAAAUAGUGCGGGGGCAGCCCGCGCCAUGGCCAUGUCGAAGCUGACGGGUGAGCCCUUCGAUGUAACGUUUAUGUCGCAGGCGUCCACAUCGGGUGUUGGCGCGAAGCUCAUGCGGAAUAACACCGUGUCGGGAGGCGAACGCAUGAUCGCGCGGAAUCAGCUCCUCCAUCGACUCGGCAACCGCAUCAACCAGACAGAUGGCGAGCAAACCAGCGGUGGCGAGGAAGCUCCGCCCCCUACCGCGCCCAAGAAGAAGAACCGGAGACGGCGCAGGAGUUCCUCGCGGGCGUCGACGGUGGUAGAUGAUCGAGAAGAUCGAGAGCUACUCUCAGCAUCAGCUAGGAACACGCCGCUACCCCUUCCCCCUCAGUCGCCGCUCCUACCCCUGUUCCGCGCGACCCCCGAGCCUCCCCGCUCGUCGUCUUCCGCGAGUCGGUUCGCAAAUAGCGACGCGGAGCGAGGUUCGCCGCGCCUGGGUAUCCCUUAUGGCAUCGAGAUUCCGCUGGGACACCGCGGGCCAGUCAUUGAAGACGAAGACGACCUCCCGGAUCACGCCUCUCCUCAACGUAUACCCAACCUCCCCACUACACCUGCGCGCAACCACCGACUCGCGGGGCUGCGUAUACCCCACACGUCCGAUGCGCCGUCAAAUGCGUCAACCGACUCAGCGCCGGGAUCCGCGGUGGCGGUGCCGAUGUUCAUGUCCAGCAACCCGAACAGCAGAGAUAUGUUCCCUGCGAGUCCGUUCCAGACACCGCUGAAGGAGCAUGUAUUUCCGGAUGAAGAGGGCAUGCAUUCGAUGUACCAAGAGCCGCGAAGCCGGAGCCGGCUUGCUCAAGCGACGAACUUCGAACGAGGGAGUGAGAUCAGCUGGGUCGCUGAGCUCGUGCAAGAGCGUCCGCUUGUCAAUGAUGACGACGAUGACGACGAUGAAGACGAAGACGAGAAUGAGGAGCCUACGGGGGAAUUGCCUGGCGAGGAAUCCUAUCCAGACGGUACCGACCCGCGAUCGUCGCGGGAGUUCUCGCCGACGAGUGAGCGCCCCACAGCACCCAAUCCUCUGGUCGUCGACGUCGAGACUUCGCCGGAGUUUUAUGCGGAUAACGUACCUCCUUCGCCCGCUUCACCCCUCGUGUUGUCUAUCCCAGAACCCAUUCCGGCACCGGAGGUGCUACCGUCCCCCCAGACGUACCCCAUGCGCCUCUCGGUUGCUGCUCCCGGUCAUCUCGACCGGUCCCCAUCUGCGGCAGACUAUGCGACGGACUGGGACGAGUCCAAGGCGGAAUCAACCCCGAAACGUGGCGGAGAAGGCGGGUCGAUAGGCACCUGGAUGAAGAACGCGUUCACACGCUCUAAUUCGACCAACGGACGGCGAUCACGGACAAAUAGCGUGAGUGCGCGCGAGCGUCGGUACAACACGGACUCGAGCGUAAGUCGGGAGAGCGGUGCGAGUUUGAAUAGCGGCAAGGUCGAGAAACUGGACGCGUCCCCAGGCCCCAGCAACGGCGUCUUCGCGAUGCAGCAGGCUCAGGCGCCCGUCAUGCAGUCGACCUCGUCGUCGACCUCGAUGCUUUCCCUCGCGCCUCAAUCCGCCCCCCCUGGCGGCGUGUCGCCCGUACCCCCAGCGUCUUCCGCAGACUACCUCAAGUAUGCCGACUCGAAGCUAUUCCCAUUCCCCGCGCUCAAGCAGCUCGAGGAGCAGCGGAAUCGUGCACGCGCGAUGACGCCCUCUGCGUCAUCGCCCGACGUGCUCUCGCCGACGAACGGGUUCCCGAUGGAGAUGAUGCCGAGCUCAUCCAGCUCUUCAGGCGCGACGACAACGAAGUUCGCGGAGGGCGCGCGGGAGCGCAAGCUCUCGCACCAGGCAUCGGAUAGCCGGCUGUGGUCGAAGUUUUCGCAGCCACUUGCGUCCGCGCCGUCGUCAUCGUCGCAUCCGGACUACUUCAACAUUCAGCCUCCCGUCAUUUCUCCCACGACAAGCACGUCUGGAUCAUUGGGCAAGCUGCCGACGACCCGCGACGGUGUUAAGAAGUGGCUCAGUCGCUUCAAGUCGCAAUCCUCCACUCCGUCUACGCCGACCGUACAGCCAACACACGCAGUGGAACCUCAUCCGCAGCUGGCACAGAAGCCGUCGCUCUCUGACUUGAUGAUCGCGCGGGAGAACAGCGAGCUAUCGACGCAGAGUUGGGACAGCACGGUCAGUGACAAGUCGCGUACGCCAACGAACCUCGUCGGCAACCAGCGAAUGGCGCAGCUCCAGCCUCAGCCCCAGUCCCAACCACAGGAAGCCGCGCAGCAACAGUACGUAGCUGACGCUCAGUACGACAGGGACCGCGAGCUGCCACGCUCCCCGCGCACGGAGGCUGCAGAAAUGAGCGCCGGAACGAGUGGAGCCGCUUCGCCUCACUACGUUUUGUCGGACCACUCGUCUCCGGGCUUCCCGUCCUCGCCACCUGACCCGCCUUCGUCUACCACGCCUGACCCGCAGUCUUCGUUGGAUGACUUUCCCACGCGGUCCACGUCGGAGUCUUUCUCGUCCACGAUGUCGUCUUCGCAGCACUCCCCUGAUCCACCCGUGCACGAGCACUCCGCGGGUGCGAUAAUCAUGGAGCGCUUCGAGAGCGUGCUCGGGCGCGGCUCCAAGAGCUCUCUAUGGCCGGCGGCCAUUGACGACCCGCCACGCAAGCUCGUGCUGUCUUCUCCAGUGCUACAGGUCGCGAACGCGAACACGGUCAAGGACCGCUUCCUCUUCUUGUUCACGGACAUCCUGAUCAUCGCGAAGCUCAUCCUUCGAGAGCACGACACGCUUUUGGAUGCGACGCGGCCCGACCCGACGGACAGGAAGUUCGUCAUCAAGAGCGUCGUACAGCUCAAGGAGCUCCGGCUCAGCAACGACCGCGACGAUGCGCGCACGAAGACAGCAGCGACCGCGAACCCGUCUCGGCACCCCGUCAUCCAGACGUUUGUUCGCCAGUUCGCGACGGACCCCGACCAUGCGAUUUCGACGCUCGUUGGCAAAGCUGGUGCGCGGGACGACAUUGCGGUGGGGCAGCUGCUCUUCCGUACCCUUGACCUUGAUAGGGCGCGUCUCGGGGAGUUCUUGGCGCGGCGCUCGUCCAAGGUCGCGCUGAAGGCGUAUGUCGACAGCUUCGGUCUCACGGGGCUACGUAUCGACAAGGCGCUCCGCGUGUUCCUCCAGAGCAUACACGUUCCCGCGAAGGCACCUGCUGGACACUCGAGUCCGCUCGACUACCUCCUUGACUCGUUCGCGAGCAGGUGGUACGAGGCCAACGCCGCGAUCGUGGCGUACGACAAGGACCUCGCUAUCCGGCUCGUGCGCGCCAUCGCGCAGCUCAACGAUGUCAUGCACGGCGGGAUCGCACAGGAGCCCGGACCUACACCGUACCCCAAACGGAACGUGAUCACUCGCGAUUUCGUGGAGGCGUUCAAGCGUUUCGACACACGCGUCCUCGUCUCGGACGAGCUGCUCGACAAGAUUUACACGUCCGUUCGCCGGGAGAGGCUCGCACAGGCUCGGCAUCCGUCCAGUCUGGCGAGCCAGCCUGAUAUCGUCAUCAACGUCAAGCGUCCCCUUCCCCCUCGCCUCACCUACCGCAUGCAGUCCGAGCCCGUCAUCCUCCGAAUACCGCAGCCCGACCCCCACCUCACGAUCCAGCUUUUCGGUCAGGACCUCGUUUUCGAGCCGUCCGUGCUCAACUUCGCCAAGUCGUCCGAGGUGUCGUUCCGUGUGACCGGCACGCAGUUGGGGAACAAGACGAUCAUUAUGUGGCGCUCCGGGCCAAACGCCCUCGCGUACUACGGGCUGCCGCUGAGCAGCCCCGUCGCCGUUGAGCGCUCGUUCAUGCGCAACACGUUCCAGAUCGCGUUCGUGAACCAUACUGGACUCAAGCGCCGGUACAUGUUCAGCACCGAUGAGGCCCUCAUGCGCCACCAGUGGUUGCAAUCACUGAAGCACCAGAUCAGCAUCGCGAGCGCAGCGUCGGAGGCGGCGUCGCACCUCGGGCUGCCCACGAGUCGUGCCGCGGAGGCAUUAGCAUUCAAGGUUCUGCAGGAGACGCUGAUCAGUCCCGAAGACAGCGGCUCGUCAUAUGCCCCGUCUUAUCCUUCCCCGGUCGAUCAGGCUCUGGCACGCCUCAACGGUGCGAGCAGGAGCAGGAGUGGCAGCGUGUCCAGCUCUUUCGGCAACACCGGCCCUCAACGCCGGAGUCGUCCUGACGGCCCCUCUGCGCAUGUGCGCUCCAAGUCCCGCAGCCAGCUCUACCGGCGGCAUGGGCCGGGGAAGAUGGAGUCGGAGCUCGACGACGAGGACGAGCGCGGCGCGGAGUCGUCAACGCCGUCGCACGGGCGGAUAUGGAGCCUACACGAUCUCGAGACGGUGUGUCGGCAGAACAGCUCGAUCCCGCCGGUGCUGGCGUACCUGCAAGUCGGCUUGUUCGAUCAGGACCGUGCUACUAAUGGCACCGCGUCAUGACACAGUCUCCGUCUGCCCGCCUAUCGUCGUUGUUGAUGUCUGCUAUGGAUGCAUGUCGUUGCUUUGUGUACUAUCCCGGAUCUCAUCGCCUACUCAUGACGGACCCUCUCCCUGCUCAUCGUAAUUUCUUCCCUCCACGACUUGUUUAGUAAUAGAACGCUCGCUCCAGCUCCCACAUUUACGUCUCUUCCCAUCAUUCACAUUAUCGCCUCUCGCCCCAUACCUCAAGCUCGCCCUCCCCGUCCUGCCCUCCCCGUUCGUGCUUAAUGUUAUGCAUCGCUCCAUCUCGGGCCCCGACAUCUGUAAUUAUUGCUAAUACGCUCGUUUGUGUAGUCCCUCCGUCCUG